Soboliphyme baturini is the source of this 396-nucleotide messenger RNA. The record is from the annotation of a GenBank genome assembly. NCBI's taxonomy places the organism in Eukaryota, Metazoa, Nematoda, Enoplea, Dioctophymatida, Soboliphymatidae.
AUGUGGGUUAACUUUGGUAAACGCACGGGCACCAUCAAUCGUCGACUCAACGACUGCAUCGUCUUGGAACCGUCGGAAAUGAUAGUGGUGGACUAUCCCGAUGUUGCUGUGGAGAGCCGCGCUCGCAAAGCCGUCAGUUCGCUAAUCCUGGAUCACGCGUUCAUGUCCAGACCUUCGUCGUCGACGCAUAUUUUGUGCCUUCCGCCGAUGGAAGCUGUACCUUCCGGUCUUAUGCCUUUGGUGAACGACGGGCUUCCGUUCAGCAGACGUUAUCAAGGGUCGGAGCCAAACAACUCGCGGUCUCUGCCGCAUGCCGACCUGUUGCUGUCUAAAAGCUAUCCAUGCGAGAAAGACCCUCCACCUCGGUUGUCGUCUUCGUACUCCACCGGUGUUGAU